Molecule: messenger RNA, 1484 nt
Organism: Frankliniella occidentalis (western flower thrips)
Lineage: Eukaryota; Metazoa; Arthropoda; Insecta; Thysanoptera; Thripidae
Exons: 4
Coding region: 80-1375 (431 amino acids)
Source: RefSeq, a predicted model, not a curated record
GGCAGCGGCGGACGGACGAGGCUCAUUACUUCAAGACAUUUGCCGCUGACCACAACUAACUACCGACAGCAGCCCGGCCAUGGACUGCACCAUCUGCAUGGAGGACUACGACCAGGAGCAGCGGGCUCCCAAGAUUUUGCCGUGCGGGCACACCGUGUGUCUGCAGUGCCUGCAGGGGUGUGCACAGGGCAGCCGCAGGCAGAGGUGCCCGACGUGUCGCGCGAUUUUUAAUGUGUCUCCCACAUCCCUCCCGAACAACUUCGAUCUCUUGCGGCUAAUCGACCAACGCGCUGACGCCAGGGCUCCCCUUGGCUGGUGCUCGGACUGCCGCGCCGCUGCCAUCCGCCAGUGCUGGGACGAGCACGACGUUCUGUCCGUCAAGAGAGCUCUAAAGCACCACCUAACGGACGUGCUGCCGCAGGUCGCUGGUCAUAUCCAGGGACUCCAUGGCCAGUGUCAGGAACGGGAAGCUGUCCAGGCACUGACCCUGCUUACUGAGGAUGCCUGGGACCUGACCCUGACGAGCGGGGACCACGUGUUCUCGGGGACCGUCAGAAACACCAAGGACCCCGUCGUCAAGGCGCUGUGGCUCGUGGUGGCUGCGAAAGCUGGUCUGAGCAAGGUAGACCCCUUGUCCGAGAGGGUCGCCGUUGUAAUACCAAAGGAGUCUGUGCAGGCACAGGACCGAGCUGCGGCGCGGCGGCCUACUGCAGUACCCACCGUGACAGAGUCCUCGCUGCGGGUGCUGGACGUGGGGUUGGGCAUGCAGCAAGCGAAGUCUGCUGCCCUGGACGGAGCUCUGGGGGUGGAACGCCUGGUCGGUGUGCACUGCCACAUUGACCACGCCUGGUGCCUCCAGUUGCUGCAGCGCGCCGCGCCUACCGUUGAGCGGCUAGGAGUGUACAGAUGCAGCCGGGUCCACCUGCAGACGGUGCACGCCAUGCCGCGACUGAGGAGGCUGCACCUGACGGGUGAUGGUGAUGAUUCUGGCCUGGAAGGGGAGCCCCUUGUGCUUCCCGCACUCCCACCGUGUCACGGCGGCCUGCAGUGGCUCAGUGUGGACGUGGACAGCCUUCCCCACGCCACGAUAAAGUCUCUGCUGCAGGCUCACAGCUUCUCACUGGAGGAGCUGGUGCUGCAGAUCGUGCGAGACAGGAGCUACCGCGACCUGCCCUCACUUCUGGAGAGGUGUGAGCUGCGAGCGCUGAGGAAGCUGGUACUGGACAGGAGUCAUAUAAUAUAUAUGGGAUUGGAUAGAACAUUUGUCCCACUAGACAGCUGCGUCCAGGCGCGCGCUGACGUGCGGCGUGUGCUGAUCACUGAGGCCGAGGUGCUGUGCAGCCGCUGUGACAGAGUGCAGCUCGAGGAGGUCUAGGCGCAGAUGGGAGAAUGCAAAGAGCAGCGCCUCUGUAGCCUCGACCAGCAGGCCAAGGUCUCCGGUGUGGCAAGGCAGGAUAGCAUAAAGACUUUUUUUCACUUGAUAA